Molecule: messenger RNA, 6068 nt
Organism: Porites lobata
Lineage: Eukaryota; Metazoa; Cnidaria; Anthozoa; Scleractinia; Poritidae
Source: the annotation of a GenBank genome assembly
GUAGACUUAAUUCAUGCCAAAAAUUGUAAAGCGUUCUGGGAAUCUUCUCCGUCUUGCAUUGACUCUUCAUUCGUCGUGAUCAAGUCAAAGGUAAGGAUCCUUCCAAAGACUUAACUUACGAUGACUAGUACAAGAAAAACUGCAAUGAAACAGCGAGGUUCAUCCGAACAAAUCGCUUCGAGGCCAGUGUUACGCUUGAUUUGUAUAUUAGGGCCAUUUAUACGAAGAAAAAUAAGACGCGAACUGUACCAUUUAUACGAGCAUGUCUUAUCUAAUACAUGUAAGACGCGUCUUAGCUAAGCCGCGUGACGAAAUGUGCCGUUUAUACGGACAGUUCGCGUCUUAUUUGAGACGCGUCUUAUGUAAGACGCGUCUUAUUUUUCCUCGUAUAAAUGGACCUAAUAUCACAAUGAUUUUGGAAUUAAGUUAAACGAUCUGAAAGAAACAGAACUAGUUUAUGCUUAAGUUGUCUCUGCAGGAAACAAAUCGAAUUUCAUCUGUGAAGAACUAUAGGAAUUAAAUCAAAUGGAUAUGAGGCUCCACGUUUCACUCAGUUAAAUUCGACACAUUUGCAUUAAAUGCGACUCUAAUAUAAUGCAUAAUGCAGCAUCUUCGACUGAGGCCCGGUUUAAACGUGGAUUUUCAUAUGUGCAGACUCAAUAAAGUCGGGAAUUGAAUGCAUAUGAAGUUCGACGUUUUUCUCACCUAAAUUCGACAGAUUUGAAUUAAACAUACGGCGACUUUUGUCGUAUGUAACUCCAACUUAACAUGAAACGAACUGAAUACAUAAUUAAUUAUGUGCAGCUAUUUUUUUUAAUAUUAACAUCACUUGUGGUUGUAGCCUCCCCGCAGACGUCCGUUGGGGAUCGGUUGUCACGCAUUCAUUUCUCCCCCGUGGGGGAGAAAUGAAUGCGUGACAACCGAACCCCAACGGACGUCUGCGGGGAGGCUAUUGUGGUUGGCUACCUAUUAAUUAUCUAUGAUUUACAAGUGUGACCAAGUACAGACAACAAAGCACUGUCCCUCACGGUCCUCACGGACCGUACGGAUCGAACGAACCGUAAAGCAUCGUCCCAGGGGGGGUACUCGGGAUUUCAAGUGACGGGGAUGAUCGAAGGAUUUUUGGGGGUUUGAAAUUUUCGAUUCCGGUAUUUUUUUGGGUACGAAAAUUUGGCAAGUAUUUUUUUGAGUAGCUUGAUUUGAGUAGAGAUUUUUUGGGGGUAUUAAAAGGAAUCGGUUGUGCCCUGGCUGCGUAGUUCUGCGAAUAAAGUACAAACAAACGUGUUUUGCUGUUGUUUAAAUUUCCAAUGUUUUUCUUUGUGUUAUGCAUUUGAGAGCUUUUUAAAGAGCCCGUUAACGUGGCCCGAACAUAUUUAUAUGUGUUUUACCCCUUUCUGGAACUUUUAAGGGCCACAAAAUCGGCAUGGGAUUUUUUGGGGGUUAAAUUUUGGUCCAGGGAUUUUGUUGGGUUUUUCUGAAAGCCCUAGGGAUUUUUUUGGGUCUUGACUUUUGGCUCCAUUCGAUCAUCCCCGUCACUUGAAAUCCCGAGUACCCCCCCUGAGCGCAUUGUGCCCUCAUGUAAUAAUGAGUUGCACGUUCCGUAUGUGCUCAGCAUACGGACCGUGAGUAAUAGUGCCGGUGUGUGCAGAACGUACGGUCCGUUAACUGCUCCAAAUGCUGCAUAAUUUAAGAAUUCAAAUUUGAUCACAUUCAUGGACAUCGAUCACAUUCAACAAUCACCUUAAAAGUCAACAAAUCCCAAUAUGCUUUGCCGUUCAUGGCCCCUCUUCAAAUCCAAGCGGCCUUUUGAAAAACAAACUACACCACGUUUAGUUAAUUACUUAUGCCUAUCUAUGGACAAGAUAUGAGCGAAAAUGAUUUUUUGACUGUGGCCGCUAAAUUUCGAUGUUGCUCGAUUUGUACAGACAUUUGCUCUUAAAAAUGACGUUUUACUGCAUUCUUUGUUUUUGAAAUCGUUUCAAAGUGACUUUUACCGGGAAGGAAAUGAGUGGAAUGGCAUUUCAGUCUCCCAGACAAGUGGCAUCCAAGGUUAACUAAAAUAACAUCUCGUAGAAGUAGCUAUAGGUUCAGAAUGUUGUAGAGUGUUUUCAGUCAUCGGGCGAACCGACUUAAGCUCUAGCGAACGCCUUCGGCCGAAUCGACUUUCGAGCUAAACGCCCGCAAUUCGAGUAGUAUAAUAUAUAUAGCCGUUGUGACUUAAAUACGUUGUCUUCCCGUGCCCUUCAACCAGGUAUGGUUUUCAAAGUUUUCGCAUUCAACGGGAUAUACAUAUUCUUUCUUAAAAGCGUCUUGAACAGGGUAUUUGUGUGGUGUUUUUUAAGCGGAUUCCCUGCUAGACCGACCCAUUGACUUGGCGGUUUUUUCCUGUGUGGUAAUAGAGAUUCCGGCCAUAGCCUGUGCCAGGCGUUCAGAUAAUAGAGCGUGGCGAAAAAUGACGAGAAAUUUCUGUUUUUGAAAUCUUUUCAAAUUGUCUAUAACCGGACAGGAAACAAAGGAAAUCAUUUAAUUUCCAUUUGCAAAUUACAAAUAAUCCAAGCAUCCAAGCAUGUCUUGGAUUCCCUUCAAUGAAUAGAAAAUUAGCUCACUUAAUUGCAUGUUCCAAAAAUGACUCGACGUUUUCCCUGAAACUUCCCUUUUUCCCUUCCUCCCUAUCCCCUACCCCUUUCGACGCCUGCUACGCAGGCCAGAUGUGAUGAAAGUGAAUGCCAUCGUCCCACUUGAGUGAAUCAUCACAAGUGUAAUAUUCCGCCUCGAGUAACGGUCUUUGUGAUGCUGAUUUGUAUACUUUAUUGUGCGUAAGAUUACUGAAAAUUCCCAAGAGGCGGACGAACAAAAAGCGAACGGACGCAACAACUCCCAUCACUGUUGGCCACCAGCCCUGUUGGCCACAAUGUUGCGAGUCCGCGUGGUCUAUAGCCUGCGAACAGCAGACGCAUUUCCGGUCUUUCGGAGGGAAGGAAGCGACGACCGGAAAUGCGUCUGUUGUUCGCAGGCUACGUGGUCUAAAGCUAGAGCACAGGGUCCAGAGGAGUUUGGUGUGAAUAAAUGAAUUACUUAUUUAACGUCUCACCUUGAAAAAUGUCUAUACCUAUCGCUUAGCACGAUUAAUUAGCCCAAUGGGACCUUUAUAAAUCUACUGUAAACGAUUUCUUCGCUUCCUAUCUGACCCAGAUCACCCAGAUCGACUUUUGAAAAUCAAUAACCGCAAGCCAUAUCCUCGCUGGCGCACGGCACGCCGCCCGAAGGGUGACCGGAGGCCGUCGCCCAAAGGGCGACCGAGGCACGAAGUACCGAGUAAAAGAAAGGACAAGGGAGGCAACUUGUACCACGUGACUUCGUUCGCUGUGAACCGCAUCACUCGGUGACGGAAGUGAAUGAGACCGGAAACGCAAAAGCAACAGACCGCUGCUAAUUAGAGAAUCAAAACAUCAGCUGCGGAGAGAGUUUUAAAGAUCUCAGAGAUCUAUGCGAGGGCAACAGAGUUUUAAUUGAACUGAAGAUCUUUCAAUUGCAAGACUGGACAUUUGUUGUAGGUGUCAACAGUCUUCGAUGUCUUAAACAGGUUUUGCUCUUGCGAAGGCUUCCUAGUAGUCAGAGAACGCACAGCCAAAGACGCAAGAGGUAAUAUAGUUGGGACCACCGAAGAAUGGUACAGUUGGAUGAUAUUACAGUUGCCUUGUACGUCCGCUCUACUCAGUGUCACGUUUUAUUGCAAGAGUACACACGACCCGUAAAUCUCUAUCCGUAAUAAUUUAACAUUCUCCAAACAAACCUAUCGAGCUGGGCCCAGCGUGAUACAGCAUUGCAGAAAAACAUUAUAUUCACGGACUAAAGAAAAUCGCUUAGUUAUUCACAUCCAGAAGGCUCUUUGGAGAAAAUUGGAACCCUUAUUCAGCCGUAAUAAAAAGCUUUACGCUUCCAAAGAGGUCAAAGAAAAUGCGCUUGCAUCAGAGGGCAAAUCCUCUCGACCAAAAACAAUAACCGCAGUAAAUCGACAUGUGUCAUGACCUCUCAGUGUGAAACAUGCGGCUAAAAUUCGAUAAAAUCCCCGCUUAAAUCACAUUUGCUCAGUGAAAAUGUAGAACCUUCCAGAGCAUAAUCUACCCAGCAGAGGAAAAAAACUUUAUUGGAAUGAGCAACAUUUUGGCAUGAGGCAAAAGUCGUGUAGGCUUCUCUUUUAUUGCUACGAUCUUGAGCACAUUUACUUUACUACGUCAUUUCCGUCACCAUCUGUUGCGGUGCACAGGGAACGAAAGCGCUAUCUCGAAGCCGUAAAUUUCGGUCGCCGAAAAUGAAUUUGAACGCUUUUUUAAGCCGUUUUCCUACAGUAUUUGGCAAAAACAUAAGAAUUCUAGAUCAGGUUAGUAAAAUCAGGCGAUUUCAUUCAAUUCCAUUUGAGUUUCAGGGAUUCGAAAAUCGGCCCCAAAUUUGUUUCCUCCCUUUUCCGUAUUUUAUACUGUAAGCCGAUCUUGCGAGCCCUCAGUCUCUUGGUUUGCAGUCUAUAGAAUGUGUAACGAAACUGUAACGCGAUCAAAAUAACCCAUUUUUCAGAGGUUUUCGACGGGUUUUGAUGUUCUAACGACAAACACAUCUCCUCUAGACCCUGUGGCUAGAGCACACUUUUUUGUUUUAAUUAGAGUUUGUCGAUCUUUUCUCUUAAACAGGUGUCCAGAAGAAGACUUCUGUGCGAACAAACGAUGAUUUUGAGAAGGAAAUUUAAACUUAGAGACGUUCUUAUCACCUGUUUCGUUUUAACGCUCCUAGCCAUAGGGAUGUUCGUCAUUCAUGUUGUUCCAAAAGAGAGAACUUUAAGAUCACUGCGACCCCAGAUCUCAGACAUGGACAGCAACCCAUCCAGCGCAGGAAUCGGGACAACCAAAGCGGCCGCCAAAGAAGCCGUAGAUACCUCAUUAAGUCUAUUUGUCAGGAUGUCUGGUAAAUUGCCAGAUCACAGGCAACGAUAUUACUGUGAUCUGUUCAGGACUACUGUUCUUUACUGGCCUUCUUCGUACGGAAAAAUAGUCUUGGUACUUGACGAAGAAACCGAAGAGGAUCAUAAAUUUGGCGAUAAAAUAAUGGAUCAGACCAAAAGAUACUUUCCUGAUCGCAAGCUUGAAGUCUUAUAUGAGGCUCUUCCAAAAGACAAAAGUACGUUGGAUUUUCCAGGGAUACACAGAAAACCCGGUUACAACAGGCAGCUCUGGAGCAGUUAUUUUAUCGACUUGUAUUCAAAUGACAGCAUUAUUGCCUGGAUGGAUAAUGACGCUGCUUUCAUAACUCCAGUAACGAAAUCUUCCAUUUUUAAUGGCACAAAGUUAAGAACUUUAGGAACAGGUUGUAAAUUGGGUAGGAAUUGGAUAAAGUCUUGGGCACACACAUUGGAACUGGCCCUUGGGUUUCCAAUGGUUGCUAAUUUUAUGUCCUUCUUUCCUGUGUACAUAUAUCGGGACACCUUCACUCACUGUAGAGAGUAUAUACUGAGAAAAUUUAAGACGCGUAACUUUGAUGAGGUCUUCAAGAAGUUAAUCCACGUCCCGCACUCUCCAGUCUGCGUUGUGCUCAGUUAUGCGUGGUACUUUGAGAGAGACCGCUACGACUGGAAUUUCGAGAUGUGUGAUGACCUGGCGGAAUAUAAUAAGAAGUUUCCAACCAAUCAUACUGUUAGACCAGAACAUGUAGAAACUAUUCUGUCGGAGCCUCAAACAACUUUUCACGUACCAUACGCCCCAUUUCUUUCUUCAAACGUUAUUGUAAGCUACUGCUUGUCACACGAAGCGGCAGGAAAUAAUUUGGAUAUAUGCUCUAAUCGUACAGUUUCACUGAGCGAUAAUUUUGUUCUUUUCAACCACGAUCUUCAGUUCAUUAAAUCUGUGGACGAAACACCGUGUACAGGUAACUAUGCCAAUACAUGUUUGGAGUUACUCAAACGUCAUUAUGACCAAGUUGGUCUUGAGAUUAAACAAGGGCGUAAGGUCGAAUGGAGCAAUGUAAAAACUGUUGAAAAGCUUGCUAGUGAGUUUAACAUUCAAUGUUCGCCAAUGACGUGA